Molecule: messenger RNA, 667 nt
Organism: Acaromyces ingoldii
Lineage: Eukaryota; Fungi; Basidiomycota; Exobasidiomycetes; Exobasidiales; Cryptobasidiaceae
Exons: 2
Coding region: 71-583 (170 amino acids)
Source: RefSeq, a predicted model, not a curated record
CUCUCCCACCCACGAGCCGAACUGUGAGGUCCGCAAAAGAGUGGCGAGAGAAGCAGUAGGGGAAACAGCAAUGGCGCCGAUCCCGCCGAUACUCGUACGCAUUGCGGCGACGUUCCUGACGCAGAUCCUGACGCGCAGAUUGCAGCAGUCGCCCCUGUUCUUUCGGAUGGUGGACCGAAUGCUGCACGAGGCAGACCACUUUCAGAGCCACCGGCUGCAGGGCAAGCCCGUGCCACCAUAUAUAAGCCGAGAUCCACAGGAACCGACGGUGCGAGAGAUGGCAGAGGAUGCGUGGAAGCGAAGAGUCGAUGAUCCGGGGGAGCCUCACGACGAACCGAAUCCCUUUGCCACUCCGUCGUCUUCCGCUUCGAGCUCACCUGCUUCCAAUAUGCGGGCAUCCUCAUCGUCGUUGGACGAGGACGCUCAACGGCAACGAGCCCGGGACAGCUUCAGGGCCGCGCAGGCCAAUGCUGAGCGAGCUCGUCAAGCCAGACGAGAAGAGGACGAGGGCUCAAAGCGGGACGGGAAGCGAGACGAGAUGCGAGAUCUUCUUGACAAGAUCCGCCGACAGCAACAGCAGUGACAAUGUCCCCAUUGAUGCGGGCUUAUUUCGAACUUCCUUUCUUGGUUUCACCUCCCCUCAAUCUGUAAUUGUUGUGUAGACCAG